Messenger RNA from Panicum virgatum (switchgrass), 1714 nucleotides. Its product is annotated as peroxisomal (S)-2-hydroxy-acid oxidase GLO1-like. The record is from RefSeq and is a predicted model, not a curated record. Gene Ontology annotation, cellular component: peroxisome. Bases 16 to 1320 code for a protein of 434 amino acids. Lineage: Eukaryota; Viridiplantae; Streptophyta; Magnoliopsida; Poales; Poaceae. Gene Ontology annotation, molecular function: oxidoreductase activity; FMN binding. The transcript has 11 exons.
GGUGACGUCAAGUGGAUGAGGAAGCUGUGUCGGAGGAGCCAUCCUUCAUCACGACCUCCAAUAGCUCAUCCAACCUCUCGGUCGGUCCCUUUCUCGCAUCUCUUCCCACGUUUCCCCCCGCGCCUUUGUCUCCAUGCAGAAACCUCCGUCCCUCUCACCGCCACUGCACAAGCCUCCUCCUAUACUACCUGCGCUCCUCGCUCUUGCUCGAUCCCUAGCUUCUCCACUGCCUCCGAUCCUCCCCCUCCCCGUCCUUCUGUAAAGAAAGUUCAGGGUCCGAUAUUCGCUUUCGUUUCGCAGAGAGUGGUGUGGGGGCUCCGGCCGGCGGCGAAGCCACCAUGGGGGAGAUCACCAACGUCAUGGAGUACCAGGCCAUCGCGGAGCAGAAGCUUCCCAAGAUGGCCUACGACUACUACGCCUCCGGCGCCGAGGACGAGUGGACGCUCAAGGAGAACCGGGAGGCCUUCUCCAGGAUCCUGGGAGUAUGCAACUGCACGGGCAGCAUCAGCAGCAGGGACUAUCAUGGCACUGUCGUCAUGGGCUACUUCAAGCGUCGAGGAGGUCGCCUCGACCGGGCCAGGAAUCCGUUUCUUCCAGCUAUAUGUGUACAAGGACAGGAAGGUGGUGGAGCAGCUGGUGAGAAGGGCCGAGAGGGCCGGGUUCAAGGCGAUCGCGCUCACCGUGGACACCCCACGCCUCGGCCGCCGCGAAGCCGACAUCAAGAACAGGUUCGUUCUGCCGCCACACCUGACGCUGAAGAACUUUGAGGGCCUGGACCUCGGCAAGAUGGACCAGGCCAACGAUUCCGGGCUCGCGUCGUACGUUGCUGGGCAAAUUGACCGCACCCUGAGCUGGAAGGAUGUCAAGUGGCUGCAGAGCAUCACCUCGCUGCCGAUCCUGGUGAAGGGAGUCGUCACGACAGAGGACGCGAGGCUGGCCGUCCACUCCGGCGCGGCGGGCAUCAUCGUGUCGAACCACGGCGCGCGCCAGCUGGACUACGUGCCGGCCACCAUCAGCGCCCUCGAGGAGGUCGUGACGGCGGCCCAGGGGCGCAUCCCGGUGUACCUCGACGGCGGCGUCCGCCGCGGCACCGACGUCUUCAAGGCGCUCGCCCUCGGCGCCUCCGGCAUCUUCGUCGGGAGGCCGGUGGUGUUCGCGCUGGCGGCGGAGGGCGAGGCGGGCGUCCGGAACGUGCUGCGGAUGCUGCGGGAGGAGUUCGAGCUGACCAUGGCCCUCAGCGGCUGCACGACGCUGGCCGACAUCAACCGCAGCCACAUCCUGACCGAGGGCGACCGCCUCCGCCCCACGCCCAGGUUGUGAGCAGAGAGCGCCGCCGCCCCCACCUCCUCACCUCGCCUAUCAAUCACGCAAUCGAUCAACGAUGGUGCCCCGACGGCCGGGCAGCUCGAUCGCCGCGCACCCAAUAAUCCCCUACCUCCAUGGUAAAAUAAGAAGGUUAAAGAACUAGGUAAUUCCCCGUUGCUGCGGAAUUUUUUUAAGAUGCUUUUUUAUACAUACAUGAUGUAAAUAAAAAGUAACAUAGUACCAUUAUAUAAUAUAGUGGUGUAUAGAUCAUAUACAAUCAUUCAGAAUGCACCUUGUUUUAGGAUGCGACAAUAAUGGAUGGCGGGGACCAAACAUCUUGAGAUGAUGACGAAUGAGAUUACAGAAACCUGCAAGUUGUGACAAUAAAUAUGUUUUAGUUUGUGAUGUA